AAACAAUCAAAGACAUCGCCGACGGUGCUACAGUUCGUUCCAGCAACCACCUACGCAUUCAAAUUCGAGUUCCCAGUCCCAGUCGCACCUCCGAUGGACAUGCAGGAUACACAGACUGACAGGACUGUCCGUGAUGCACUCAAGCAUGAGCUGCGCGACAAGCUGACCAAGGCCCCUUUACAUCACAGGGAAACUCACGGGUGUUCAGACGGCUUCCAUGAAGUGGACAGCAGCAGGCUUCCUCAAGCACGUUGUCAAGGCACACGAGGUCAUGCUUGAAGGAUGGGGUGAGGAUGUCCCAUUCGAGAACCUCAGCAACCUCCCGAAUGCAGUCGAGCGUAUCCGAGAUCUGCUUGAUCGCUUCGAGAAAGGCGAGCUGCGGUUCAUCAAGGUCAGCUAUGCAACGGUCCGCACGCUCACACCCGAGACCGCUUCGCCUGGCAAGUACGUACCACCACGGAAACGAGUGAUCCGGAAGGACUACAAAUGUCACCGGGUUGUGAGGCGGCGGCCUGGGCGCAUGCUGUCGGGGCCAAAGUCGGAUGAGUUUGUGUAUGACUCGGAUGACAUUGAGGAGUUUGAAGAUACUGCGCACCUCGGUGAUGGUCACGAUGAGAUACAGUAGAUCUAGC
Messenger RNA from Rhodofomes roseus, 632 nucleotides. RefSeq lists its product as uncharacterized. Bases 218 to 625 code for a protein of 135 amino acids. The record is from RefSeq and is a predicted model, not a curated record. The transcript is spliced from 2 exons. NCBI's taxonomy places the organism in Eukaryota, Fungi, Basidiomycota, Agaricomycetes, Polyporales, Fomitopsidaceae.